AUGGCGCGCAAUUCUGAGAAGGCUCAGUCCAUGCUGUAUCGCUUCCGCGAGCAGCAGGCCAUCGAAAUGGGCAUGGGCAACCGCGUCGCUGGCGGACGCCGGCCCCGUGUCCCCGCCUCAGUCUCGUCGCUUCGCGACUGCGAGAGAUGGCGCGGAGACGUCAUGAAGGAGAUCACGACGUUGACGGAUUACGAGAUUCGCGACCUGAACGACGAGAUCAACCAGCUCAUGAGGGAGAAGCGAGGUUGGGAGACACAAAUCGUCAACCUUGGAGGUGCGAACUACAAGCGCGCACAGACGGCGAUGACGGAUGACGAUGGGAAAGAGGUCCCCGGAACGAGAGGCUACAAGUACUUCGGACGUGCUCGAGAGCUGCCGGGCGUCAAGGAGCUGUUCCAAAAAGGAACUGCUACUGAGGAGUCGGCUCGUAAUGCGAGCUUCCAGAUGUUCCGGAACCAAGGUCCGGAUUAUUACGGCGACAAUGACGAGAUGGAUGGCAAUCUGGCGGCCGAGGAGGAUGAGGCGCAGCGGGAAGAUUGGGCUAAGGCUGCUCGUGCUGCUGCCGAGAUACUCUCCGUGGGCGACGAGACGGCACCUCCCGCGUACCCCAGUGUGAUCGUUUCGCGACCAACUGGAGAGCCCGGAGAAGCCUCCAAGCGGAAGUCACCUGAACCGGAGGAAGCUGAGCCGGCCGAGGAGGGAUCGAGCAAGAAGAAGGGACGAGGAGCCAAGAAGGGAAAGAAGGCCAAGGGCGGAGACACUGAGAAGGCGCAAGAUGCCGCCCCCGCCGCUCAGGCUGCCCAGGCCGCACUUGCCGCCGACUUCAUGAGCGUGUUCGACCCGGCCACCCUUGCUGCGCCGGUGCUGCCGAACAAGGAAGAGCUGGGCAAGAUCCUGCUUGAGAGGAGGAAGGACGCACUGCGUGCCGAGUACGGUGUGUAA
Molecule: messenger RNA, 942 nt
Organism: Trichosporon asahii var. asahii CBS 2479
Lineage: Eukaryota; Fungi; Basidiomycota; Tremellomycetes; Trichosporonales; Trichosporonaceae
Exons: 4
Coding region: 1-942 (313 amino acids)
Biological process (GO): generation of catalytic spliceosome for second transesterification step; mRNA 3'-splice site recognition
Cellular component (GO): post-mRNA release spliceosomal complex; post-spliceosomal complex; Prp19 complex
Source: RefSeq, a predicted model, not a curated record